Phoenix dactylifera (date palm) is the source of this 3397-nucleotide messenger RNA. Lineage: Eukaryota; Viridiplantae; Streptophyta; Magnoliopsida; Arecales; Arecaceae. The record is from RefSeq and is a predicted model, not a curated record.
UACUACUACCAAUGGAUGAAACGAGACUUCUGUGAUGUCGCUGCAAAAGGAAUUAUGGCUUCUGGUCUCCUCAAUAAGUUCGCCAACAUCUCUUCUUCUUCCUCUCUUGUAUGUGCCUGUGUUUCAAAGCUUGCUGUUAGAUAUGCCCAAGAGUUGAAGGAAGUUGGUGCCAGGAGUUCUUUUUAGGUAUGCUUCACUGGUCCACCAAGCCCCAGCUGCUGUCAUUUUGUUAAAGGAUGUAAAUAUCUCUGUUAUAUGCUUUGGAUUUGAGGAACUCAGGAAAGGGGACAAAAAGAAAAAAAGAAAAAAAAAAACUUAACGUAUUCUCAAAAGCACCUCUUCUCGGUAAAAAAAGAGCAGGUUGAUAUGAGGGGUGGUGCAAUGGCUUCCCUUCGCUGCUGCUUUGCUCUUGUGAUGGUUCUUCUAUGUGGGAGCCAGCCAGCCGCCGCCGCCGCGUCCCAGCUCCAGGAUCGCCCCACCAUGGUGGCUCUCCAGAGAGAGCUCAUGGUGGUGGACUGGGACCCCAACAACCCAAGCUCCUACUGCUCCUGGUGCGGCGUCACCUGCGCCGGCCCGAACCAAACGGUGGAGGCGGUCGACCUCCCUCGCCACAACCUCCGAGGCAGCAUCUCCUCCAUCUCCGAGCUCUCGUCGUUGAAGCGGCUGGAUCUUUCGGGCAAUUCCUUUCAUGGGUCCAUUCCGUCUUCUUUUGGAAACUUAGCUAUGCUCGAGUUCCUUGAUCUGUCCAUGAACAAGUUUGAGAGUUGGAUUCCCUCUUCUUUAGGCCGCAUCAGAAACCUCAAAUCGUUAAAUCUUUCGAACAACUUCCUCUGGGGUGAAAUACCUGAUGAGUUGAAGAAGCUAGAGAGGCUGCAGGAGCUCCAGAUUUCUGGGAACAAUCUUAGUGGCUCCAUUCCUGCUUGGGUUGGCAGCCUGACUGAUCUGAGGGUCUUUUCGGCUUAUGAGAAUAAUUUGGUUGGUGUGAUUCCCGACAACCUGGGCUCGGUUUCUCAGCUGGAGGUGCUGAACCUCCACUCCAACCUGCUCGAAGGGGCGAUACCUGAGAGCGUUUUCAUGUCGGGGAAGCUGCAAGUUUUGGUGCUGACUGUGAACAGAUUGAACGGCAGCCUUCCGGCGUCGGUCGGGAACUGUAAAGGCCUCUCGAGUCUUCGAAUUGGAAAUAACAGGCUUGUUGGAAGCAUUCCUGCAUCAAUCGGCAACGUUAGCAGUCUCACAUACUUCGAAGCGGACAGCAAUCACCUCUCUGGAGAGAUUGUUCCGGAGUUUGCGCAAUGCUCCAACCUCACACUUCUGAAUUUAGCCUCCAAUGGCUUCACAGGGACCAUACCUGAGAAGCUAGGAGAGCUGAAGAACCUCCAAGAGUUCAUUGUCUCCGAUAACGGUCUCACGGGCGAGCUCCCCAAGUCCAUCCUCAGGUGCAGGAACCUCAGCAAGCUUGACCUGAGCUACAAUCGAUUCAAAGGAAGCCUGCCUGCGGACCUCUGCAACAUGUCGAGGUUGCAGUUCCUACUUCUGGAUCACAACUCUAUUAGUGGGGAGAUACCUCGGGGAAUUGGCAACUGCGCAAGGCUGCUCGAGCUGCAGAUGGGCAGAAACUACCUGACUGGUAACAUCCCACCUGAGAUUGGCAAGAUCAAGAACUUGCAGAUAGCUCUAAAUCUUAGCUUCAAUCAUCUGAGGGGGCCGCUGCCUCAGGAGCUGGGAAGGCUCGACAAGCUGGUUUCCUUGGAUGUCUCCAACAAUCAACUGUCUGGAGACAUUCCAUCAGAACUCAAAGGCAUGCUGAGUUUGAUAGAAGUCAACUUCUCAGACAAUCAACUCACUGGCCAAAUACCAAUCUUCGGUCCAUUUCAGAAGAGCCCUCGUUCGAGUUUCUCGGGAAAUAAGGACCUAUGUGGCGAUCCAUUGGAUUUUAAUUGUGGGGAUUAUUCCAGUUCGGUUGCUGGUUACGACGACCACCGCAAGGUGUCCUACAAGAUCAUAUUAGCUGUUGUUGGAUCUGGUUUGAGUGUUUUCACUACGGUAUCGGUAGUUGCCAGCUUGUUUAUGCUGAGGGAGAAACAAGAGAUGGAUGGCAAGGAUACCAUGGUUGCAGGGGAAGUAGUUGUGACUCCUCCACACAUAACUGCUGGGAAUGUCUUCAUCGAGAGCUUGAAGCAAGCCAUUGAUUUCGACGGUGCUGUCAAAGCAACGUUGAAGAAUUCGAAUAAAGUGAGCAAUGGGACAUUUAGUACCACCUAUAAGGUAGCUAUGCCAUCAGGACUUGUUCUUUCAGUAAAGAAGUUGAAAUCUGUCGAUAGAACAGUUGUUCACCACCAGAAUAAAAUGAUAAGAGAGCUUGAAAGGCUUGGAAAUCUUUGCCAUGCAAAUCUGAUGAGGCCCAUCGGUUAUGCGAUCUACGAGGACGUUGCUCUUUUGCUUCACCACUACAUGCCUAAUGGAACACUGGCACAACUCCUUCGCAACAAGAUCGGCACUGAAUUCGAGCCCGAUUGGCCGAGAAGGCUGUCCAUUGCUAUUGGAGUUGCCGAAGGAUUAGCUUAUCUUCACCACAUUGCCAUCAUCCAUUUGGAUAUAUCAUCUGGCAACAUUUUUCUUGAUGCCAAUUUCAAUGCUCUCAUUGGGGAGAUAGAGAUAUCCAAGCUCUUGGAUCCAUCAAAAGGACCUGCAAGCAUCAGUGCAGUGGCUGGCUCCUUUGGUUAUAUUCCUCCCGAAUAUGCAUACACAAUGAGAGUUACAGUGCCAGGGAACGUCUACAGCUUUGGAGUCGUGUUACUUGAGAUCGUAACGUCGCGAUUGCCGGUCGAUGAGGUCUUUGGAGAAGGGAUGGAUCUGGUGAAAUGGGUCCAUAAUGCAUCAGGAAGGGGUGAAUUCCUGGAACAGAUGAUGGACGCAAGGCUAAGUGCUGUCACAUUUGCUUGGAGGAAACAAAUGGUAGCAGUUUUGAAGGUUGCGAUGCUCUGCACCGAGGAUACACCGGCGAAGCGGCCUAAGAUGAAGCAAGUAGUGGAGAUGCUUCUUGAAGCGAAGGAAGAUCAAAUGUAGGAUUUUUUCGGGAACUCCCUCCAGUGCUUCAUGUGAGAUUUAGAAUGUGAUUGGUACAAAGGGCUCGAGCACUUCAGAUUUGGAGCUUCUGCUAUGAUUUCAUUGCUUAUGGUUAUUAGGCUUAUAAUGCAAGCUCCAUCAUGGUCGCCUUGAGCAACAGCAGCGGUUCAUUGGAGUCUUUCCAGCUGCCACCCGGCCACCGUUUAUAGGCUUGAGCGUUGGGUUGAUGUGGAUUUUGGAUAUUGGAGGUUGCUGCUUUUGAACCAUUAGGUUGGUAUGUUAAUUAAGUCUAAGGCUGUAAUCAUCUUUAUGUUAAAGCUUUUGCCAGUCA